Xyrauchen texanus (razorback sucker) is the source of this 3052-nucleotide messenger RNA. RefSeq names its product S-adenosylhomocysteine hydrolase-like protein 1. Gene Ontology annotation, biological process: L-methionine cycle. Bases 302 to 1966 code for a protein of 554 amino acids. The transcript has 17 exons. Lineage: Eukaryota; Metazoa; Chordata; Actinopteri; Cypriniformes; Catostomidae. Gene Ontology annotation, cellular component: cytosol. The record is from RefSeq and is a predicted model, not a curated record.
CGCUGCUGCUGGCCGUCAGCCGGACAGUUAAAUGUAAUAAUCUGUGAUCCGCUGCGGCUUGGAGUGAAAUUACAUUGUUAUACAUUCUAGCCAAUCGCAUCCGUUUUACAUCCGCACUAGACAGUUUGUUGCUAUCUAACAGGCAUUUUGCGCAAUCACUCUCAAUCCUUCCGCUUUUGAGACACUCGGAGCUUUAGAAACGAUCCAGCAACAUACGAACGAAUCGAAAGGUUACGGAGCUGAAGGUCUAUCGCGCAAAACCGUCGGCAACGGAUCACAAAUAACGUCGAUUUAGAUUGCCAUGUCAGAAUCUGGCGGGGAUGCAAAGCUGGAGGUGAAACAGGCCAGCAAAGAGUUUAAAGAGAGUGAAAACGUUGCCGAGAAAUACUCCGCGAUGACAAGCACCAAGAACAGCGACGUGAACAUGAACGUCGGAGAGCUUUCCGCCGCAUUCACUGCGGUCCCGACCCACAAAUCUAUUAAGAAGCAGAUUCAGUUUGCUAACCAAGAGGACAAACAGGAGUUCAGCAAGUUCCCUACAAAGACCGGGCGUCGCUCCUUGUCUCGCUCCAUCUCUCAGUCCUCCACGGACAGCUACAGCUCAGCGGCCUCGUACACUGACAGUUCAGAUGACGAGACGUCUCCUCGUGAGAAAAGCCAGGUCAACUCAAAGGGCAGCAGUGACUUCUGCGUCAAGAACAUCAAACAAUCUGAGUUUGGUCGGCGGGAGAUUGAGAUUGCAGAACAAGAUAUGUCUGCACUAAUUUCCCUGCGGAAGCGAGCCCAGGGCGAGAAACCCCUCGCUGGGGCUAAAGUGGUUGGCUGCACCCACAUCACUGCACAGACUGCAGUCUUGAUUGAGACACUUGUGGCUCUGGGUGCUCAGUGUCGCUGGACUGCCUGUAACAUUUACUCCACUCAGAAUGAAGUGGCAGCAGCUUUGGCAGAGAGUGGCGUAUCCGUUUUUGCCUGGAAAGGAGAAUCAGAAGACGACUUCUGGUGGUGCAUUGAUCGCUGUGUCAACAUGGAAGGCUGCCAGGCAAACAUGAUCCUGGAUGAUGGGGGUGAUCUGACCCACUGGGUGUAUAAGAAAUACCCCAGCGUCUUCAAGAAAGUGCGAGGGAUUGUGGAGGAGAGCGUUACAGGUGUACACAGGCUGUACCAACUCUCCAAAGCUGGGAAGCUUUGCGUCCCUGCUAUGAAUGUCAAUGACUCCGUCACCAAACAGAAGUUUGAUAAUCUGUACUGCUGCAGGGAGUCCAUCCUGGAUGGUCUGAAGAGAACAACAGAUGUGAUGUUUGGAGGGAAGCAGGUGGUGGUUUGUGGUUCUGGAGAGGUUGGAAAGGGUUGUUGCUCAGCUCUAAAAGCCCUUGGAGCCAUCGUGUGUGUGACAGAGAUUGACCCUAUUUGUGCCCUUCAGGCUUGUAUGGACGGCUUCAAAGUGGUGAAGCUUAAUGAGGUGGUACGCCAAAUAGACAUGGUUAUCACCUGCACAGGGAACAAAAAUGUUGUGACCAGAGAGCACUUGGAUCGAAUGAAGAAUGGCUGUAUUGUCUGUAACAUGGGCCAUUCCAACACUGAGAUUGAUGUGGCGAGUCUGCGAACUCCAGAGCUUACCUGGGAGAGGGUGCGCUCACAGGUCGACCACAUCAUCUGGCCUGACGGGAAACGAGUGAUUUUACUGGCUGAGGGCCGGCUCUUGAACCUGAGCUGCUCAACAGUACCAUCAUUUGUGCUAUCAAUCACUGCCACAACUCAGGCUUUAGCCCUAAUAGAAUUGUAUAAUGCACCAGAAGGUCGCUACAAACAAGAUGUGUACCUGCUGCCAAAGAAAAUGGAUGAAUAUGUGGCCAGCUUGCAUUUGCCCAACUUUGACGCUCACCUUACAGAACUGUCAGACGAACAGGCCAAAUAUAUGGGCCUCAACAAGAACGGACCCUUUAAACCAAAUUACUACAGAUAUUAGUGUGAUGGGAUCAAUUCAGCCUUCAUCAAAGAUGGAGAAACCUGUAUCAACAAGUGAAGCUAGAGAUUUAUUUUCUAUUAAUCUACAUUUCUUAAAGCAAAACUUGAUUUUAUUGAAUGUUAUUCUUAUUUAAUAGUGUUACUAACGUACAGUGACAAAGUAUGCUCAUGUCACUUUUAGUAUUAUGGAUAUUGUAAGAAUUUAUAUAUUAUUACAUUUGUUGUAAAUCAUCUUUUAACCUACAUACAAAAGGACCGCUGUUUAUUGCUCUUAAAGUGUGCCAAAUAUUGGUUAUACUGUAGUUACUGAUCAUAUAGGACAGUUGAUAAUUGUUAAUGUUUUGUUUUUACAUGGUUAUUCGAUUCACUCAAGGUAACACUAAACUCAUUUAUUAGAUACAGAAAAGUUGUCUUUGUGGCUUUUUAAUAUAAAAACGUUAGUCUUGGUAUAAUUUUCCUGAUUAAUUGCUCUUGCAUUAGAAAAUCAAACAGCUUUUUGAAUGAAUGUACUAUCUAUUACUGCUAAAAGCUAGAGUUUUUAGCAAUAUGAUACACACCACUGUGUGCUGCAAAAUAUAUCCCACUUGGGGGAUUUUAUGAAUCGUGUAACCAACAGGGAUUAUUUUCUCUGUUACACUCUCACAUACUUUGAACAUCUCUCUGUGGCCUUUUAACAAAUUAAAUAACACAUUUAGUAAUAAAUGCUUUAUAGGCCAAUCUUAGAUGAAUAUAAAUGCAACGAUAGUUAUAUGAUUGAAGUCAGAUUUUGUGAGAUAUUUAUUUAAAAUGAUGAUCCCCUGGAACCAAACAAACCCACACAUAGACAGCUUGACUCAAAAUGAAUACUCAUAUCUUGAUUACCAUCUCUAAAAGACUUCAAAUGUCUUAAGAAAAUAUCACUGUGAAUACUGACAUUUCAGUAUUUGCCUCAUCUGCACUUUGUUUGUGAUAUACCUUGCAUCCUUUGUCAAGUGUGUUCCCUCUGCUUUGAUGUCAUACAAUCCCUGUACAAGCUGCAUUAAAGAUCUUGCUGUCACAAAGUCUGCACUUUGAAAAAUAAUUAUGCUAUUAAAUUAUAUCACAACCA